Messenger RNA from Acanthoscelides obtectus, 1924 nucleotides. Lineage: Eukaryota; Metazoa; Arthropoda; Insecta; Coleoptera; Chrysomelidae. The record is from the annotation of a GenBank genome assembly.
GCUCAAAUCCCGCGUGGUGUAGGUAACAUUCAAAGAGAAAGUACACGCACGUGAAAUAAAUAUUCAAAAAAUUGUUAAUGCCUGAAGAUAUUACUCACUCAGUGUUGCCCAACCCAUUGUCUGUACAACACCGUAUUGUAUCACGUAGAAAAACCACUGUUAAACAGUGCGCAAGGUGUAGUACUUUUGCUGAAGAAAAAAAGAAGUACAAAUGUGGCGGACCCACAGUUUACCUUGAGAAUAUUCAUUAGUUCCCAUCCGAUUUUUGUGGUGAUUCAACGUUGCGAUGGUUUCAGUAUGCUUGUGUCUCAUCCAGUCAUGAAAUCAAGAAGAUUCUCAAGAAUAUUGUAGAAAAUGCGACGAAAAUGUAGCUGUCAAUAAUCAUCAAUAGCCAGUGAAAUGGCUCUAGUUGAUCAUUGUUUUUGUUGUAGUGUUUUAAUCGCAUCUGGAUUUUUUGCUGCUUAUCUUUUGAUUGCUUACUUAAUAGCAUUUGCCUUCGAGCUACUAUGGAUCCUGGAAUCAGAGACAGCGUUACCAGCUGCCGCAGUGCUUUUGUGUGCAGAAUACUUCGCGAUGGCGCUAUUUGCAGCACUUUUAAUCCAUGGAUUAGCUACGAAAAAUUCAGUGUGCCUUAUAGCGUGGAUGUUUUCCGUGACUGUACUGACAUUUCCAGAAGCUGGUAUGGUCAUAUACAUGAGUAUACAGUAUUGGAGAAUAGAAAACCUGUACGGUAUGACCGAGCUAGCCUGUUGGUUAGUUAGAAUUUCCGUUAAUGUGAUAGAAGUAGUAUUAGUUCAAUCUGUAUAUACAAUAUGGAAAGACGAAGACCUAGUAAAUAAGAGAUUUAGAGAGUUGAAUAUGGCUGCCAUAACUUUACAAGGUGAAGAAAUACCACCAUUGAAUAGUGAGUUUUAUCAAAAUAAUGGAUAUGAACACUCCAUUGAAAACCUCAAUGCUACGCUAAGUAGGUAUGGUUCUACUCCGAAUUUGUGGAAUAAUCCACUGCCCGUACCAAAUAAUUUAUUAUCUAUACCGUAUGACAGUUACCAGUUUUACACAACGCAAAGUGAAUUCAAUGCAAGUAUCUUUGUGCCAAACUUUGCUUACAGUGACGCAUCUCUUCCAGGAAAGCGGGCGUUAUCCCUUAUGGAUCUCAGGUAUUUGGAAGACCAGCCCUUCAUAGACAAGAUGCCUAAUCAACAUCAUUCUUGGAUACAGCAGUCGAUCACUGAAACUAGCAGUGCUUUAGUUCCAAAUUAUCUAACAGACAAGGUAAGUAAGCUACAGUGGCAAGUCAUCGUUGGUUGUCAGAGCGGUCCGUGGGACCUUAGCUCUUGAGUUACAGUGUCAGUUUGUAAGUCUGUCAGGUCUGGUAACCCCUAAACCAGACAAUUUUAAGGGCUACAGCGGCAUAAGGGGCGAAUAAUGUUAUGAGAUGGAUGUAUCUGAACUCGCACCAAAUCUACGAAGUGGUGAUAACAUACUUAAUACUAAACGCCUCCUUAUUAAGAGUAUUAAGCUUCGGGCGAUGAGUUGGGUUAUAUAAGCCAAAAAUUUAAAGCUACUUCGUUGCUAUGAGGGUGGUCUGAAAAGUUUCCGACCUAACAAAGAUACAAGACAUUUUUUCUGGUUUUUAUUUUAUUUUUCAACAUGGUCUCCUUGUAACGCUACAUACUUCUCCCAGCAAUGCUCCCAUCUCUGUAAUCUGUCCAAAUAGUACUUGGGGUUUUUCUCUGCAAAAUAAUUGUGCACGAAGGUGAUUGCUCUUCAUUUGACGAAAAUCGCAAUUUUUAGAUAAAGGAGCAAAAAUAAGUCGCUUGGGACUAGAUCUGGUGAGUAAGGACAAGCUGUUCAAACCGUAAAUCGUGGAUUUCCGUCAUGGCAACCGCUGAGGUGUGAGACGGUGUGUUGUCUUGGCGAAACA